UAAGCGCCGUCUAGAAGGCUCUCUAUUUCUCUUUGAAGCAGAGAAGGAAACGAACUCAAUAAUCCAAACCAUUGAGCAUAACGAUGGGAGGAGGUGGCGCUGGUGGUUCAGUAAAAGACGUCAAAUCAAAGGCCGAGCUCGAUGGGUUGCGCCAGAGUGGCGCCCCACUUAUCCUUCACUUCUGGGCUUCUUGGUGUGAGGCUUCGAAGCACAUGGACCAAGUCUUUUCUCAUCUCUCUACCGAUUUUCCCAACUCUCACUUCCUUAGGGUAGAAGCUGAAGAGCAGCCUGAGAUAUCUGAGGAGUACUCGGUCUCUGCUGUGCCUUUCUUUGUCUUCUUUAAGGAUGGUAAGGUUGUUGAUAAGUUGGAGGGUGCAGAUCCUUCCAGUCUGGCAAACAAAGUUGCCAAAGUUGUUGGGUCAAUUAACCCUGGAGAAGCUGCUGCUCCUGCUAGUCUCAGAAUGGCUGCUGGCCCCACCGUCCUUGAGACAGUCCAAGAUUUGGCUAAGGUAAAUUGUUCAAUCCAGACAGGAAAUCAAAUGCAAACUGGCGAUGACAAACUUAAGAAGCGACUGCAGCAGCUGAUUGACUCUCAUCCAGUAAUGCUAUUCAUGAAAGGAACCCCCGAGGAGCCCAAGUGUGGUUUUAGCAGAAAAGUUGUUGAUGUUUUGAAGGAUGAAACGGUCAAAUUUGGAACAUUUGAUAUUCUAUCGGAUAACGAAGUUCGUGAAGGUUUAAAGAAGUUCUCUAACUGGCCGACAUUUCCACAACUCUAUUGCAAAGGAGAACUUCUUGGUGGGUGUGACAUAGUAAUUUCCAUGCAUGAAAGUGGUGAACUUAAAGAAGUUUUCAGAGAUCAUGGAGUUGAUGUUGUUGGGUCUGAACCGAGUACUGGUGGAACCUCAGAACCCACUGGAUUAAGUGCAAACCUAACUUCUUGUCUGCAAAGCUUGGUUAAUUCAAGCCCAGUUAUGCUGUUUAUGAAGGGAAAGCCUGAUGAACCCAAGUGUGGCUUCAGCCACAAGGUAGUUGAAAUCCUUAAACAAGAAGUCGAUUUCAAGAGUUUUGACAUACUCACAGAUGAUGAAGCUCGUCAAGGACUGAAAGUCUAUUCAAAUUGGUCAAGUUACCCCCAAUUGUAUAUUAAAGGUGAACUUAUUGGUGGGUCAGACAUCAUUUUAGAGAUGCAGAAAAGUGGUCAGCUUCGAAAGAUUUUAACCGAGAAAGGUAUCGUUAAGAAAGAGACACUAGAGGACCGUCUGAGAAGUUUGAUUUCAUCUUCACCAGUGAUGCUCUUCAUGAAGGGUACUCCCGAUGCUCCGAGAUGUGGUUUCAGCUCUAAAGUUGUCAAUGCUCUAAAGGAUGAAGGUGUGAGUUUUGGGUCAUUUGAUAUUUUAACCGACGAUGAGGUGAGACAGGGAUUGAAAGUGUUCUCGAACUGGCCGACCUUUCCUCAACUUUUUUACAAAGGUGAGCUUAUAGGAGGUUGUGACAUUGUUUUGGAGCUGCGAAACAGCGGAGAGCUUAAAGCAACUCUGUCCGAGUAACGUGGGUUAAGUGUGUUUAAAACUAACUUGGGAACAGAAC
Molecule: messenger RNA, 1587 nt
Organism: Hibiscus syriacus
Lineage: Eukaryota; Viridiplantae; Streptophyta; Magnoliopsida; Malvales; Malvaceae
Product: monothiol glutaredoxin-S17-like
Source: RefSeq, a predicted model, not a curated record